GUGCACGAGCCAAAGAGGGUAAUCCAGACGAUUUGUAUAUCUGCUCAAAUUCGUUGCCGCUCCUCAAUGUUACCUCAGUUUAUAUUUGGCUUAAAGGAGACGCAACAAAGCGCACAAAAUGGUUGCGCAGGAGGCCAGGACGAAUAAGUAGGUUUACUAUAGCUUUAAGAAGGCGAAAAUAGUGUCUGCUUCUUUAAAAUUAUAUCGGGUUAUUGCUGAAUAGAUAAUUAAGAAAACUUUUCAAUUACAAAUCAAUAAAUAUAUGUAUUUAAUUUGCGACGAACCCUACGCAAUCACUGAAAAUGCACCACUGUUGGAUAAAGGCCGCUUGCGAUCUAGACGUCUAUUAGACAGAUGUGGUCCGUUUUUACUGAAAUAUCCAGCAAACCUGCUUGACUGUAAGCGGAAUCUGUGGAGGGUUGAAGUGUCUUUAUGGUGAUGGAACCGCCGGGAGACCGAACCGAGGAUGUAAAUAAAGGUGAAGCACCGGAGGAGGACAAGGCCUCAGAGCGGACCCCGACCACCAGUGUGACCGUUACGCCGCGGAGGGGGCUCAGAGAGCGGGGAGCGGGCCGUCCUAGGUCCGGCGUCUCCGCUUCAGUCACGGACGUUAACGGAGCAGCGUCGAGCCCGCAGAGCUCGGGACGGGUUUUGAGAGACAGGUCAACAAGGGCAGUACCGGCCUGGUUGAAGGACAGCAGAAGCGACGACGACGACUACGAAGCAGGAGAAGAAGGAGAACCCAAUCCGGACACCGGCGCGUCCAAGCGGAGGAAAGUUUCCAACUCGAAGCGGAAAAAACAUUCAGAAGCAGCGAGUUCUGCAGAAGCUGGAGGGGGGGUCGCAGGUGACAGCCUUCAAGGCACAGACUCAGAGGACCCAAAGAAACCUGCAACAGAUGCACAAGCUCUUCCCACCAAACGCCAAACGCCAGCCCAGACUCGUGCCAAGCCCCCGUCUGGCAGAGCUGUCCGCGGCUCUGCCAAGCCCGUGUGUAAGACCGAACCUGGAAUGGAGAAUCCAGCUGCAGUCAAAGACGAGGUCAAGGACAAGAAUGAAAUUAAACAGAAAGAGAAGGAAAGUGAGGAUGUUGCUGUACCAGUCUUGGAUGAUGAAGACCCUCCAUUCCAGGACGACCUAAAUGACCUGAGCUUCCAGCCGCAGAGUCAGAGUGGUGCAGAGGAGGAGGAGUUGGGCCUCAGCACUGAUGAAGAUCUUCCUUUCAGAGAUGACCUGAACGAUCAGAGCUAUGACCCGAGGGCUGAAAGGGAUGUACCUAAAGCAAAGCGCAGACCUCCUCCGAGGCAGAAGGAGAAGAAAGAGAAGGAGAAAGCUCCUAAAAAAGAGAGAGAGGUUGCUGAGAUCAAGGUUGAAGGUUCAGAGAACGUUGAGAUAGUGGAAGAGGAAGUAAAGCUGGAAGAGGAAACAGUGGAGGACCCGGAUGGACCAAGGAAGAGAGGUCGGCGGAAAAAAGAUGACAAAACCCCGCGGCUGCCAAAGAGAAGGAAGAAGCCUCCAGUGCAGUAUGUACGCUGUGAGAUGGAGGGAUGUGGGACGGUCCUGGCUCAUCCUCGCUACUUACAGCACCAUAUAAAAUACCAGCACUUGCUCAAGAAGAAGUAUGUGUGUCCUCACCCCUCAUGUGGAAGGCUCUUUCGCCUGCAGAAGCAGCUGCUUCGUCACGCAAAGCACCAUACAGACCAGAGGGACUACAUCUGUGAGUUCUGCGCUCGUGCCUUCAAGAGCUCCCACAACCUGGCUGUGCACCGCAUGAUCCACACAGGAGAGAAACCCCUACAGUGUGAGAUCUGUGGCUUCACGUGUCGUCAGAAGGCGUCUCUAAACUGGCACAUGAAGAAGCACGAUGCUGAUGCCACAUAUCAGUUUUCCUGCUCCAUUUGUGGCAAGAAGUUUGAAAAGAAGGACUGUGUGGUGGCCCAUAAGGCCAAGAGUCACCCAGAGGUGCUUAUUGCUGAGGCGCUGGCAGCCAAUGCUGGUGCCCUCAUCACGACUCCCGCCUCCUUACUGGAGCUUUCAGGAAACCCCAUGCAAGCAGAGGUCACCAGCCUGGAUGUGGUCCAAGUAGGGCAGGACUGUGAGGGGGACCAGCUGAGCCAGGAAGGACAGGUCGGGCAGCAACUGGCUCAGGUGUCCCAGAUGGGUCAUAUGACCCAACAAGUGAGUCACCAGGUGGUUUUACUGGGACAAGACCAGAGCCUCCAUACAAUGCAGGUGCCAGUGACGAUUGCCCUGUCCCCUAUCGACCCCCCUUCGCCGGCUGAUAACCAGCAACAGACUCACCUCCAGCUACAGAUGCCCGUCCAGUUCGUGCAGGCGGCUCAGCAGUCGCAUCCCCAAAUCCAACAGCUGACCCUCCAUUCUGGCUCAGUGGUGACCCAGCACCAGCCCCAACUGCAGCCUCUUCAGUCCUAUUCCUCUCAGCAGCAGAGCCACGGGCAGACUCAAAUCCUUCAAAUGACCUUCCAGCCUGUCAGCCAGUCUCAGACCCACAUUCAGCAGAUCCCCAUUCUAGCCAGCUCGCAGCAGCUUCAGGCCCUCCACACAGCCGUCCAGAGCCCCACUCUCCUGUCCCAGUCCCCAGCCUCCACCAACAGGGGCAGCUUUCUUCUGGACAAUCCGGUGCUCUCGUCUUCCUCCCAGUCAGUCGGCUCCCAUCAUCAGACAGAAGACGUGGAGGAGGACAGCGUGGUCUGGGAGCAGUCGGGUCAAGAGGAGGUGCUGUCAGACAGCAGUGAGGUGCACGUGCAGCAGGUGCUCUUGUAGAACAAGAAUAGUGCACUAAAACAGUUUGGGGUAAAUGUAGGAUCACUAAUAUAUGAUAUACUGUUCACUCAUAGUCAGAUUUGGUAGCUUUUUAGAAUAUCUGUAUCAGGGAAAGAUGUGUAUGUCUCUGUAUGUGUAAGUUGUUGCCUUUGUACAUACUGUCCUGUAAACAUAACUAGCCUUCUAUGUGAGUGUAUGUAAUGAUGCUGAGGUUAUGUUGCAGAGCUGUUGCUGUUAUGCAAUAAAAUAACAUACCUCUUAGUUACAUACUGCACAUGAAUGCCAAGUGUUUGGCAUCAAGGUUCCUGAUGAUAUCAGAAUAAAUUGACUAUUUAUAUUAUUAAUUAACACACAAACACAAACAAGAAAGCUAUGAACAGACCCACAUAUGUGUGGAGUAAUUAUUCUGUAAAAUGAAUAGGCAGCUAUUUUUCUUCAUUUGUCCAGCUCUCACUGUACAGCCUUUAUUUGGUAAGGUUAAGGAAACAAUAGAACAGCAUACAACCUAAAGAGGCAAAUAGAAACAUUUAUAGACCUAAAGAGGACAAAAAGAGUUCUCAUUACCCUGUUAAAAAAAAAAAAAAAGUCUAAAAAUAUGCAUAUUUAACUUGUUUUAGAUAGUGUCAGUACACCUGGUAAGUAACAUCUGUGCAGAUGUUAGGGAAGCUUCGCUGGUUCAGUUUGAAGGAGGAAUAAUCCAUACAUGUUCUACUCACAAAAAGUCGUCGGUUAUUAUAGGAUGCCAAAAGGUGACCUAGGACACGUUUUAAUCACUUAUGAGCCUAUAAAAAUAACAGCAAGAAAAAGUCACUGAGUUAGCACAAGAGUUGUUUUCUAUAAUCUAUGACUCAUAAUGUAAUUUAAUUAGCAAAGCUGUGUAGAAACCAUAGAACACGAGCUAAUACUGAAAUCUGCACCUCUAUGAUAUAAUGAUCUAGGAUGUGUGGUAGGAUAAACACAAAACAUGUUUGUUUAUAUGAUGUCAAUAAACGUCAUAACAUUU
This is a messenger RNA of Labrus mixtus (cuckoo wrasse), 3787 nucleotides long. It is a transcript of the gene zfp91, whose product is annotated as ZFP91 zinc finger protein, atypical E3 ubiquitin ligase. The coding region runs from base 433 to 2784 and encodes 783 amino acids. The record is from RefSeq and is a predicted model, not a curated record. The transcript has 12 exons. Gene Ontology annotation, molecular function: transcription coregulator activity. Lineage: Eukaryota; Metazoa; Chordata; Actinopteri; Labriformes; Labridae. Gene Ontology annotation, biological process: regulation of transcription by RNA polymerase II. Gene Ontology annotation, cellular component: nucleus.